AUAGUGUUAAGAUGUAGCAAUGUUAAAUGUGGUAAUAUUUAAUGUAAUGGCGUUUUUAACGGUGGCACAUAAUUCAUUACACGUGCACACCGAGCAGCGGCUGCAGCGCUACCAGACGCGCUGCACGCGCCGGUUCACGCCCGGCGCGUGCAUCGGCCACGUGGCGGCCGUAUGGACCUACGAGUUCCAUAUACAGAACUGCACUGAGAGAUUAGGUUGUCCAGACGCAUUGCGUACAAACCGUUUCAAGAGUUACCGCCACUGCAUCAACAGAUGUCGCUCGCUCAUCGAUAUGUACUCCCAUAUACUGGCGAUGGAUACUGAGCGUAACUACAGUGACCAGAGCUUUUUGCGAACUCCAGUUGGUAGAAGAGAAGGUACAGAGCUUCGAGAAAUUUUUAAGGGAGAGCCUUACAACGAAGAUAAUGAGGAUCCUGAUGACAACGACAGUGGAGAUGAGCCAAUAUACAAUCCAACAGUAAUGUCUGAGGAUGAAGAUACUAUAGCUCGCAGGGAACUCAUCCCACCAGAUAUUGAUAAUAUUGAUGACACCUAUUUGAGUGUUUAAAUGAUGACAUUAUUAGACACGAGAUAUAUUUUUUUAUACAACGUAGAUGGCAAACAAGUAUACAGCCCCCGUCUGAUGGUAAACCGAUAUUGUAGCCUAUGGACACCUGCAAUACAAGGGGUGUCACGUGCGUG
Galleria mellonella (greater wax moth) is the source of this 702-nucleotide messenger RNA. RefSeq lists its product as uncharacterized. The transcript has 4 exons. The record is from RefSeq and is a predicted model, not a curated record. Gene Ontology annotation, molecular function: serine-type endopeptidase inhibitor activity. NCBI's taxonomy places the organism in Eukaryota, Metazoa, Arthropoda, Insecta, Lepidoptera, Pyralidae. Bases 20 to 568 code for a protein of 182 amino acids.